This is a messenger RNA of Solanum verrucosum, 1119 nucleotides long. RefSeq names its product lariat debranching enzyme-like. Gene Ontology annotation, biological process: mRNA splicing, via spliceosome. The record is from RefSeq and is a predicted model, not a curated record. Gene Ontology annotation, molecular function: RNA lariat debranching enzyme activity. The coding region runs from base 1 to 1119 and encodes 372 amino acids. Gene Ontology annotation, cellular component: nucleus. The transcript has a single exon. NCBI's taxonomy places the organism in Eukaryota, Viridiplantae, Streptophyta, Magnoliopsida, Solanales, Solanaceae.
AUGAGGAUAGCAGUAGAAGGGUGUAUGCAUGGAGAAUUGGAUAAAGUGUAUGCCACAUUAUUGGAAUUGCAACAAAUUGAGAAUAUAAAGAUUGAUCUUCUUAUAUGCUGUGGUGACUUUCAGGCUGUUAGAAAUAACAAGGAUUUGGAAUGUGUAAGUGUGCCAUCUAAAUAUCGAAUUAUGAACUCUUUCUGGAAGUAUUACUCCGGAGAAAAAAUAGCACCAUUGCCAACCAUAUUCAUAGGAGGAAACCACGAGGCCUCGAAUUACCUUUGGGAACUUUACUAUGGAGGAUGGGCAGCACCUAACAUAUACUUCCUUGGAUUUGGUGGUGUGAUCAAGUUUGGGAACGUUCGUAUUGGUGGCCUUUCUGGAAUUUAUAACUCACAUGAUUACGAAAAAGGGCAUUAUGAGAAUAAGUUACCUUAUAGUGAAAAUGAUGUUCGAUCCAUAUAUCAUGUUCGCGAGUAUGAUGUUCAUAAGUUAUUGCAAAUUGACGAACCAAUUGAUAUCUUUCUGUCGCAUGAUUGGCCUGCUGGCAUUACUGACUGUGGGGACUUGAAUACUCUUCUUUGUCAAAAAAAAGAUUCGCGUAAACUUGAGCUAGAGAUUCAUGAUGGAACUUUUGGUAGCAAACCUGCUGCAGAGUUAUUGAGAAAGUUAAGACCUUGUUACUGGUUUUCUGCACAUAUGCAUUGUAAAUUUGCUGCUUUAGUUCAGCAUGGUGAUGAGAAGGAUAGUCGUUGCACGAAGUUUCUAGCUCUCGAUAAGUGCCUUCCUGGUAGAAAGUUUUUGCAAGUUAUUGAAAUUGAGUCUAGAACAGGACCUCAUGAAUUUCAGUUUGAUGAAGAAUGGUUAUCUAUCACAAGAAAGUAUAAUGCUGUCUUGCCCUUGACAAUGAGUAACGCGAAUUAUGACAAUAUUAUUCAUGUUGACAUAGAAAAGUGUCGUCAGUUUGUAAGAAAUAAACUACGAACAAGAGGAUCCAAGGUGCCAUUUGAAUUUGUUCAGACUGCACCAUGCUACAAUCCUAAUUCUCAACCUGUUGCUAAUGGUCAAGUUAACCCUCAGACAGAAGCUCUUUUACAGUUUCUGGAACUCGAGUAUCGUUUUACUUAG